Molecule: messenger RNA, 2396 nt
Organism: Paecilomyces variotii
Lineage: Eukaryota; Fungi; Ascomycota; Eurotiomycetes; Eurotiales; Thermoascaceae
Product: origin recognition complex subunit
Exons: 8
Coding region: 123-2219 (698 amino acids)
Biological process (GO): DNA replication initiation; DNA replication
Cellular component (GO): nuclear origin of replication recognition complex; DNA replication preinitiation complex; nuclear pre-replicative complex
Molecular function (GO): DNA replication origin binding
Source: RefSeq, a predicted model, not a curated record
AGAACGAUGAAUGUAUCCCUUUUGGGUUUAGCGAAGCGCGACGCGGUUGCUCCACUCGGAGAUGCCAGUAAAGCAGAAUCAAGGAUCGCAGACAGGAGAAGAGAUCACAUCAAACUGCAGUGAUGGAUGUCGAGUUUCAUGAGACUGUAGCUUUUGGGACGGCUAGGGAGAAUUCCAGUCAGGGGGUGUACGUCUACAAACCUGCAAAAACAGCAGAUGCUUCCGAGGAGCGUUCAUCGAAAAGACGUAAGGUCUCCAAAGAGAACCAUGUUCAAGAAAAUGGACAACUCCCCUUUGUGCCUCUCCUCAAUGGGAUGGAGUCUGCCCAUCUUGUACAAUUGAGAUAUAGCACUUUCCAGCAGGUCUGGUUGCGGCAGGAAGAGGAAAUUAAGACGGUCCUUGAAGAACUUGACACUCACAUCUUACACGAUAUGUCAUCUUUCAUUGCGGAUUCUACUUCCGGGACAACCCACAGUCAUAUACCGACCGCACUGAUUAAUAUUGGAUCCAGUGUCGCUUCAUUUGGCAGACUCUUGGACAGGAUCCAUGACCGACUGCUGACCAGUAAGGAAGGCGGCGUCGUGGUGUUAGAGUCGGAAGACGCACCGAACUUGAAGACCGCUCUGAAAACCAUCAUAAGAGCAGGUGUCUCAAUUUUCGAAGGCAAUGAGGGUUAUCAAGAGCUUUCUACUCAAACUGGCGGACCGCGACUCCUGAGUUACGACCUCGAGGUUCUGCACGGGUGUGUAAAGAAACAUGGAGUCCGAAGGCUUGCAGUCGCCUUUCGUGACAGCGAAGCAUUCGACCCGAAGCUAUUAUCAGAUCUCUUAUCUUUGCUAAGUUCGUGGCUGGACCGAAUACCGUUUGUUUUGCUCUUUGGGGUCUCAACAUCUUUCGAGUUAUUCGAAGAGAGACUUCCUCGAUCGACCGUAUCCUUACUACAGGGCAAGCAUUUCGAAAUCGGGGGCGUCGGGGAUUCCAUUCAGCGUCUAUACAAGUCACUGCAGACGAGCAAAAACAACAGAUUGUGGCUGGGUCCGCAAAUUAGCAAAGUACUACUGGAAAGAUCAGGAAAUUAUUUUCAAAGCCUCGAGACCUUUGGUCGUAUGGUGAAGUACGCAUGCAUGUCACAUUUCUUCGCAAAUCCCUUGUCAGUCCUUCUCGCAGAAGAUGUAGAAGACGUCUCUCCGGCAGUGCAGCAGAGCGAAUUUUGCCAGUCUAUCAGGAAUCUACCAUCUUUCCGCAAGUUGUGUGAAGAUUUUCUGGACAAUGGCCACACCAUCCAUGUACGCAACUUGCUCAAUGACGAUACAUUCCUCUUCGAGGAGGCCAAACGAGCUCUGCAAACGAACCAAGAACAGAUGCGGGAGCUGUUCCAAUCGGUUAGAGCCGCCGCUUCUAUUAACGGGUUCUUAAAAGUCUCCCAAGAAGUUAGUACUGUGCAUCUAGCUGUUCUUGCUCUUGCUGGAGAACUGCGAGAUUCCUUGGCUAUCGAGCAGAUGUUAUCAGCCACCAGGGAACAAGAUUCUGUCGGUCUACAGGAACUUCUCGAAACGCUAAAACCUUUGCUGGACAACGCCUCCGGCCUUCAGAAGAUCAUUGAAGAUCUCGAGACAUGCGUGGAGUCAAAUAAAGACGCAGGAACUCUCAAAAGCGGUUAUAGUAGCAGCCGAUCCGUCACGACAACCGUCGUCAAGCAACAAGUCAAACUCAGAAAGUCCCAAGCAAAGCUGUCAAAGGAGGAUUCUGAAUACACCGCCCUCAUCGAUCGUUUCUGCACGGAGCUGAAAGCUCAUUUUGAUCGGACUUUGAUCAAGCCGCAGGACUUGUUCCUGCAUGAAGUCUUUCUCUUCGACUUGAAAAAUCCCCUGAAAGACACGUUCGCCCCAAGAACCCGCUUCGCGAUCGAAAGAGUGCUUUCUAGUCCUUUCGACUAUCUACUGUCAUCAUCUACCAGUCCAGACGGCAAUCCAUCGGCGAUGCAACCAAUUACUGCGACACUAUAUCAGCUGUAUCUCGAGUCUGGAGACCUGGUGAAUGUGUACGAUCUUUGGCAUGCUUUCUGCGGCACUAUUGGUGGUGAAGGCGACGACUUUGACGAGCGUAUGGCGCUCACAUUGUUCUAUCGUGCUUUGUCGGAAUUGAAACUAUUAGGAAUGGUCAAGAGCAGUCGCAAAAAGGUCGAUCACGUGGCGAAAACAGCAUGGAAGGGACUGUAAGAUAUAGUCUGUUUGGCCUUGCUCCUACAGGUUAAUAUUAGGCUUUUCGUUGCCUAAUGAAUUGUUAAAUCUAUAAUAUCCUUCAAAGGGUAUAGAACAAUUGGAAAAGUUGAUACGGAGACCUAAUGCGUAACUAGUUCUCCGUUGGGUGAAUAAUAUUAUCAUUUCCAAGUGGCC